GGUACGGAUUUUACUGACCAAUCCUGGUGUGGAAACGAGGCGGGAUUAAGCGUUACUAAGGCAAGUCUGGAGUCAAGUAUAAAGGGAAUAACAUGGUGUCCCAGUGGCUGUUUAUGUUUACCUAAAGAAAAGAUUUGGAGGGGCGUCCUGCAAGACAAGAACGGGAUUCGCUUUGCAGAUCAUUUUUUUUGCACGUUUAGUUUAGUUUAGUGUGUGUGUGCGUGUGUGUGUGUGUGUGAGAGAGAGAGAGAGCGUGUUUAAGAUUUACAAGGCCAGUGGCAUGUAAAUCGCCUAUUUCACUAAUGUGCCAGUCUUACAAAUGGAAAGGGGGCUUCACUCUGGAAACGUGAGCAUUUCCCUGGUGCUCCUGCUGGUGCUCAAAGCGCUGAUCGGGACUUCGCAAACUCAGGGCUCCGCCAUCGGGAGGGAGCCGCAGCCCGCCGCCCGGAGCUCCGCCGGCUCGUCCUCGCAGGAAGAUGGUGGGAGAGUCAUGGAGCGGGGCUUGGAGAGCGUAGGAGCCCCGGUCAGCGGAGACGUGACCGUGGAGGACGACGAGAACGGGGCGACGGCGGAGGGCGACGAGUCGUACGGAGAAAGCAGCGGCAGCGUCCGGUCGACAAGGUCCCUGGUGAUCAUCAGCACCCUGGAUGGGCGGAUCUCAGCUCUGGACCCCCACAACCAGGGGAGGAAGCAGUGGGACCUGGAUGUCGGCUCAGGGUGCCUCGUGUCCUCCAGCCUCAGCAAACCUGAGGUGUUUGGCAAUAAGAUGUUCAUCCCGUCGCUGGACGGCGCCUUGUUCCAGUGGAACCGGGACAGGGAGAGUAUGGAGGCAGUGCCUUUCAGUAUAGAGUCCCUGCUGGAGUCGUCCUACCGCAUCGGAGAGGACACCGUGCUGGUCGGGGGCAAAUCGCUCACCACCUAUGGCCUGGGAGCCUACAGCGGCAAGCUGCGUUACAUCUGCUCUGCGGUGGGCUGCAGCCGCUGGGAGGAGGAGGAGAUGGAGGCCGAAGACGUGCUGCUGCUGCAGAGAACGCAGAAGACCGUCCGAGCCGUGCGGCCCCGAUCAGGACUGGAGAAGUGGAACUACAGUGUGGGAAACUUUGAGCUGAAGUUCGUCCCUGAAACGCAGUCGGGGUUGAACUUCCUGGAGGGGGAAGUGGCGAGCAGCGACGCCUGGAAGGAGGAGCAGCUCAAGAGCCAGCGGGUCAUCACUGACGAACCAAAAGAGAAAGAGCAUCCGGAGAACCAGCAGAACCAGAACCUGGACCUGGUCAUCAAGGUGUCUGUUCCUGACUGGAAGGUCAUGGCCUUCAGCAGCGAGGCUGGUGGACGGCUGGUCUGGGAACACCAGUUCUGCACACCCAUCGCCUCGGCCUGGCUGGUGGGUGGGGGCAAAGUGACGCCCAUCAGCCUGUUUGACGACACGGCGUACAACAACCAGGCAGAGGCUGAGGAGGAGGAGGAUGAAGACCUCAUGGAGGAGGCCCGAGGAGCCACCCAGUCCAGUGUUUACCUGGGGAUGUUCCAGGGACAGCUCUACCUCCAGUCCUCAGUGAGGAUCGCUGAGAAGUUCCCCAAAGCCCUCGGAUCGGAGAAGGAUGUUAUUUCACUGCCCACUGUCAAAUGGAAGCCCCUAAUCCAUUCCCCCUCUCGGACUCCAGUCCUGGUUGGUUCUGAUGAGUUUGACAAGUGUCUGAACAAUGACAAGUUCUCCCAUGAAGAAUACAGUAACGGAGCCCUGUCCAUCCUCCAGUACCCCUAUGACAACGGCUACUACUUCCCCUAUAGCAAGCGUUACCGGGGGAAGCGGGACAGUGCCGUCAGCGUGAUAAAGGGGAACGAGGCGGGUGGCAAGAGUCACAGGAGGAAGGACCCCGUUCUGCUGCUGCCCUGGUGGAAGGAAAUCCUCGGCACCAUCGUCUUCUGCAUCGCCGCCACCACCUACAUCGUCCGCAAAUUCUUCCACCCUCCUGCUCCUGUGGCCUACGUGCGGCAACGGAAGGAGUCGGAGACACAGUGCCAGACAGACAGCAAGUAUGACCUUGAGGUUGUCGAAUCCAAAGAGUCGGUUGCCAUGGAGACCCGCUCCAGUGAAUAUGUGUCCAGGUACCUGACUGACUUUGAGCCGGUGCAGUGCCUGGGCCGCGGGGGGUUCGGCGUUGUGUUUGAAGCCCGCAACAAAGUGGACGACUGCAACUAUGCCAUCAAGAGAAUUCGCCUGCCCAACAGGGAGCUGGCCCGUGAGAAGGUGAUGCGGGAAGUGAAGGCCCUGGCCAAGCUGGAGCACCCGGGGAUUAUCCGCUACUUCAACGCCUGGCAGGAGAGCCCCCCUGAGGGCUGGCAGGAGGAGAUGGACCAGAGGUGGCUCAAAGAUGCCAGCACCACCGACUGGCCUUUGAGUUUCCCCGACCCGAUGGAGGUGCUGUCAGUCAAAGUGCCAGUGUCCAGCUCCGUGUCUCCCGUCUCCGGGCCUGGAGGCGACGGCCUGGAGGCGUCGGUGGACGAGCGGGUGCUGCUCAGCGGCGUCUCCAGUGGGGCCGCGGACUUCGGCGCGGGCGACGCGGUGCUGUCCUUCCACCCUCUGCUCGGCCACGACAGCCUGAUGUCGGAGCGGGACAGCCAGGCCGACCCCGAGGCGUCCGACACCCCCCACUCCUUCGAGCUGUGCCCCCCUCGCGGCCCCAGCGACUGCACCUCCUCCUCCUUCGACAUCGUGUUCGAGGACUCGGGCUGCGACCGCGACGCCGACGCAGACACAGACUCGGUGUCCGGUGCGGUCGGUGCCAGCUCGUCGACGGAGAAGGCCACUUCCUCCUCCUCGCACACCAGAGGGCCGGAAAAUGUCCCACCCUGCUCCUCCACUCCCCCCCGGCCCACCUCCCUCACCCUGACUCUCCAUCCCACUCCUCCAGCUCAGCGGCCGCAGCCUUCACCCAAGGUGUACCUGUACAUCCAGAUGCAGCUCUGUCGGAAGGAGAACCUGAAGGACUGGAUGGGCCAGCGCUGCCUCCCCGAGCAGAGGGAGCACAGCCAGUGUCUGGACAUCUUCCUCCAGAUCGCCGAGGCUGUCGACUUCCUGCACAGCAAGGGACUCAUGCACCGGGACCUCAAGCCCUCCAACAUCUUCUUCACCAUGGACGACGUGGUGAAGGUGGGAGACUUCGGCCUGGUGACGGCCAUGGACCAGGAGGAGGACGAGGACGAGCCCAGCGCCCUGACGCCCGUCCCGGCUCUGACCCGGCACACCGGCCAGGUCGGCACCAAGCUCUACAUGAGCCCCGAGCAGCUGUCCGGGAACUCGUACUCGCACAAAGUGGACAUCUACUCUCUGGGUCUGAUCCUGUUCGAGCUGCUCUGUCCCUUCAGGACUCAGAUGGAGAGAGUGAGGACGCUGACGGAGGUGAGAGCGCUGCAGUUCCCCGAGGUUUUCUCCAGGAACAACGCUCAGGAGCUGGGCAUGGUGCGCAGCAUGCUGUCUCGGUGCCCCAGCGAGCGUCCCGAGGCGGCGGAGAUCACAGAGACCCCCCUCUUCCAGGAGCUGGAGCUGCCUUGCCGCCUGGCCCUGAGGCAGCGCUCCCGCACCUACAGCGCCUCGUCCAUGAACCGCCCGUCCCGCCAGACCUCAGCCACCUGAAGACCCAGUGACGCAAUACCUGUCCCCGUCCUCCCCCCCGUCCCGUCGUCCCCGCCUGGUCUACUGUCUGAGAGAAGCCACUCAGCCCCCUGCCGUCACUUACUGCCUCAAUCUGAAUCACUUUAAACUCCAAGUAGAAUAAAUGUGCAGGAAUCUGUGUCGAUGCAGCGAGACAAAUCCCUGCACAUUUCUGUCUCUUGGCAAACGCACAUUCUCUUACAUUUUCACACACCAGUAUGCUGCCCAAAUGUCCCAGUUUAGACACACUUGCAAGUGGAAGAAACAUUUUGAAAGCGACAGCCGUUCCCUAAUGCUCACAACCAGACUUGGCUCAAACGUUACCUGCCAAUAAUUCUCAGCACGAGUUUGAAUCGGUUCUAGAUGGGCGGGUGUUUGCCGCAUCAGGUCAGUUCACUGUGCAGAAAAAAAAAAGCUGCCAUUCACUGAAGUCACUACCAAACGCUUGCCUGUGAUUGUCUUAACUUUCUCCUCGCUCCGAUAUGGCAAAUCCGCCCACCUGAAAAUGCUGUGAAUUGUUUGAAAUAUGAUUUGAUCCAGGUCUGGUUACAAAACGCUGCUUGCUCCUGUCAUUCAGCCAGUGUUUGCUCACCCACGCUACACCUCAGGUAUCAAAACCAAGAGGACACUCCAAAGGGGCCUUUGACGCUUGACCAUCCUAUCGACUAGUGACUCGUACUCUCUGGUACCAGCACUAAACGGUGUUCUGCACCCAAUAUGCCUGAUUUGGGAGACCAAAAAGACCGUCUUUUUUCCUAUGUGUUUUUUUAAAUAAGAAAGAGAGGGUGAUGUAUUGCCUAGAGCAAGGUUUAUGAAUACAGCUCAUCAGAUAUGAUUUGCCUUUAGAUCGGGGACCCUGGUCUCCCUGUGAAUGAAUGCCGAGCCGCUGGCUCUUGUCUUUUCUGCAUGUAUCUGAUAGGAAACUGAAGGGGGUGAGUGUGAGUCACUUAACAAUCAGUGCUUGGAUGCAGUUUUUCUGUGUAAACACACACAGAGACUCUGACUGAGGUGCUCAAUAAUUUUCCCACACCUCCCCUUCGCUUUCUGUACAUAAAUGAAGGAGGAAAAAAAACAAACUUUCUUAUAUCUUUUUAUUUGUUAAUUCAAACUUUGAUCAAUCCUGUACAUAAUAUAAGGCGCCAUUGCUUUGUAAAUGGCUUUGUCAUGAGGCUGCUGUAUGAUAGUGUGAUAUACUGUGGGGGAGGGAACAAGGAGGAGACGAUAGCUGCAAAUUAUUGAUAGCUGAAUGUUCACAUCAGAGACCAGAGUUGUUGCAGAUUAUUCUCAGUGUUUGUUUUAACAUGCGUGGGGUGAACUGGGUCGGGUUUUGUCCCAGAGGACGCGAAGAGUGACAUUUUAAAGUCAGUUUAGUGAGCUUUUCUGAAACUGACAGAUUUUUUUUUUACCGGACUCUCUCUGAACUGUCCUGAUGUGAUGAAACCCCACCCAGCCGCUGCUCCGAGUGAAGCACGACAAGCACAAAGAAUCAUAUGCAAAUACUGUUGAAGCCAGGUCUGCACCUCUCGCAUUAUGAAAGAAAAGUGGCAUUUACUUGAGGAGGUGUUGCUGUUUUGUCCCCUCUGUUUGGGUAGAGGGACCUGGACCUGACUGGUGUACAUGUUGGUCAUGUGAUCCACACAAGCGUCGUUUUAUCCCCUGGAUGUACAGACGGGGUUCUGGGAGAGUCACAUGACCUGUCUGUAUCUACACACACACACACACACACACACUCUUCUCACAAACACUGCUAAUUGUAAUGUGCUUACAAUGAUUGUACUUUUUUCUAAGGAUCCUUUUUUCGAUAAGAGCAGUUUUGGAUUAUUCUGCAGGGUUUUUUGAUUACUGUAAGGUCUCGACUGUGUCUCACACAGGAAGUCAACCCAACGUUCAUCUGUUCAUCCACUCAUCCCACUGUAGAUGAGUCAUUCAUGUUGUGAAAUGAUCAGCCCUCUCUUCUGAGUUUAAAACAGACUGCACUCCCACUAUGAUAACGAUGGAAGCUGAAGAGUUUUGUUCCAAAAUGAUUCAAAUUGACAGCCCUUACAGAAUGAUUGACGACACAAAAUUAGAACAAAUUCUGGUAUUUUGUAAAGGACAGAAAGCAACUUCAGUCCUUGCUUUACACUUUUGCAGAUGAUACUUUUUUUUUAAUUGACUGAGAUUUCCAGUGUAAUAAUUUUUCCUAAAGGGGAUUGAUAAAAUUUUGAUACUGAUCUGUACAGUUUUGUCUUUUCCAUAUAUUUUAUGGAAAGCAAUUAUUGGCUUAACUGUAGUAUGAUGACUUUCUUAUGAGCGAUUUGGAGUGGGAAAGCAGGCCAAUCUUCACUCACAUAACCUCAGUAAUUAACUGGAUUAGUUAUUAAGACUGAACACAGCGUUAUGGAAAAUAGUGUGUUUCCUGGAUUUAACACUCUAGAAAUAUUCCUCCGUUUCACUCAGACCAAGAAAAGUGAUUAUGCUUUUGUUCAUGCAUCAUUUAAUUGUUUGUCCUCCUCCCGCCCCUGUUGUGGAGAAGCUCCCCGGGAGUAGUUCAGUUGACAGUGCAGACUCCUGACCUCUGACGCCUCUCCCUUAACGUGUAGUUGCGUGUGUUCUCGUGCACAAACCCCCGUUCUCUGUCCACGUUGAAAUUGUAAAUAUGUUUAUUUGUUUUAUUUAUGUUCAUUUGUGAUCAAUCCUUUUUGGGUUGGUAAUAUUAUGAAUGCACUUCAUGCCAUGGAGUGCGUUGGAAUAUGAUGACUUCUUACAAGUCUAAAUUUAAUAAACUGUUCUAUAACAUUUGUA
Molecule: messenger RNA, 6436 nt
Organism: Myripristis murdjan (pinecone soldierfish)
Lineage: Eukaryota; Metazoa; Chordata; Actinopteri; Holocentriformes; Holocentridae
Gene: eif2ak3
Product: eukaryotic translation initiation factor 2-alpha kinase 3
Exons: 18
Coding region: 320-3634 (1104 amino acids)
Biological process (GO): eiF2alpha phosphorylation in response to endoplasmic reticulum stress
Cellular component (GO): nucleus; cytoplasm
Molecular function (GO): protein binding; eukaryotic translation initiation factor 2alpha kinase activity; ATP binding
Source: RefSeq, a predicted model, not a curated record